CGCCGUUUUAUCCCUUUUGCCAGACGAAACCCUAACGGAGAGAGGCGGGGAGACGGAGCCAUGGUGUCGCUGAAGCUUCAGAAGCGGCUUGCCGCAAGCGUGCUCAAAUGUGGAAAGGGAAAAGUUUGGUUGGAUCCCAAUGAAGUUAGCGAGAUUUCCAUGGCCAAUUCUAGGCAGAACAUCAGAAAGCUGGUUAAGGAUGGUUUCAUCAUCAGGAAGCCCACCAAGAUCCACUCACGUUCUCGUGCGAGGAGGAUGAAGGAGGCCAAGAGGAAGGGUCGUCACUCCGGAUAUGGUAAGAGAAAGGGUACAAGGGAGGCAAGGCUGCCGACCAAGAUUCUGUGGAUGCGGAGAAUGAGGGUGUUGAGGCGUUUGCUGAGAAAGUACCGUGAGGCCAAAAAGAUUGACAAGCACAUGUACCAUGACAUGUACAUGAAGGUGAAAGGUAACGUGUUCAAGAACAAGCGAGUCCUCAUGGAGAGCAUCCACAAGUCGAAGGCUGAGAAGGCAAGAGAAAAGACGCUCUCUGACCAGUUUGAGGCCAAGCGUGCUAAGAACAAGGCUAGCAGGGAGAGAAAGUUGGCCAGAAGGGAGGAGCGUUUGGCUCAGGGACCUGGAGAGAAAGCAACAGCCGCAUCAGCACCUCAACAGGCAGAGGGAGCGAAGAAGUCCAAGAAGUGAUUUGUG
This is a messenger RNA of Tarenaya hassleriana, 687 nucleotides long. Its product is annotated as 60S ribosomal protein L19-2. Gene Ontology annotation, molecular function: structural constituent of ribosome; RNA binding. Bases 61 to 681 code for a protein of 206 amino acids. NCBI's taxonomy places the organism in Eukaryota, Viridiplantae, Streptophyta, Magnoliopsida, Brassicales, Cleomaceae. Gene Ontology annotation, biological process: translation. The record is from RefSeq and is a predicted model, not a curated record. Gene Ontology annotation, cellular component: cytosolic large ribosomal subunit; ribosome. The transcript has 5 exons.